Molecule: messenger RNA, 1021 nt
Organism: Microtus oregoni (creeping vole)
Lineage: Eukaryota; Metazoa; Chordata; Mammalia; Rodentia; Cricetidae
Gene: Rtraf
Product: RNA transcription, translation and transport factor
Exons: 8
Coding region: 93-773 (226 amino acids)
Biological process (GO): tRNA splicing, via endonucleolytic cleavage and ligation
Cellular component (GO): tRNA-splicing ligase complex
Molecular function (GO): RNA binding
Source: RefSeq, a predicted model, not a curated record
CCCUCUCGCCGCGUUGCCGGUGCCUGCGCCGCCCGCCUCACUCCCUUGUGUCCCGGCAGAGGCCCGGGCGGCCAGCACGAGCACCGGCGACCAUGUUCCGACGCAAGCUCACGGCCCUGGACUACCACAACCCUGCAGGCUUCAACUGCAAAGAUGAAACAGAAUUUAGAAACUUCAUUGUUUGGCUUGAAGACCAGAAAAUUAGACACUACAAGAUUGAAGACAGAGGUAACCUGAGAAAUAUCCACAGCAGUGACUGGCCCAAGUUCUUCGAAAAGUAUCUCAAAGAUGUUAACUGUCCUUUCAAGAUUCAGGAGCGACAGGAAGCAAUUGACUGGCUUCUUGGUUUAGCUGUUAGACUUGAAUAUGGAGAUAAUGCUGAAAAAUACAAGGACUUAGUACCCGAUAACAGGAAAAAUACUGACAACACAGCUAAAAAUGCAGAGCCAUUGAUCAACCUGGACGUAAAUAAUCCUGAUUUUAAGGCUGGUGUCAUGGCUCUGGCUAACCUUCUUCAGAUUCAGCGUCAUGAUGAUUACUUGGUAAUGCUUAAGGCAAUUCGCAUUUUGGUUCAGGAGCGUCUAACACAGGAUGCAGUUGCUAAAGCAAAUCAAACGAAAGAGGGCUUACCUGUUGCUUUAGACAAACAUAUUCUUGGCUUUGACACAGGAGUGUUCUUGUCUUAUAACAGAUGCAGUUCUGAACGAAGCGGCUCAGAUCUUGCGAUUGCUGCACAUAGAAGAGCUCAGAGAGCUACAGACGAAAAUCAAUGAAGCCAUAGUAGCUGUUCAGGCAAUCAUUGCUGACCCAAAGACAGACCACAGACUGGGGAAAGUCGGAAGAUGAGCACAUCAGGAUUUCAGCUUCUCGCCUGCCUAGUGUGAUGGGAACCAUGUGCAUCGGCAUGUGUUUGGAAAUCAAAUGUCACAUUUUCGAGGGAGGAAUCCCAGGAAAUUGGCCAUGUUCUAGAGAUUUACCACCAUUGCUUUUUUUUUUUCUUUAAUAAAGUUGGGGAAAGUAA